Messenger RNA from Engraulis encrasicolus (European anchovy), 2834 nucleotides. RefSeq names its product splicing regulatory glutamine/lysine-rich protein 1 (gene srek1). The record is from RefSeq and is a predicted model, not a curated record. NCBI's taxonomy places the organism in Eukaryota, Metazoa, Chordata, Actinopteri, Clupeiformes, Engraulidae. Gene Ontology annotation, cellular component: nucleoplasm. Gene Ontology annotation, molecular function: RNA binding. The transcript is spliced from 12 exons. The coding region runs from base 103 to 1800 and encodes 565 amino acids.
GACAACAUUUUGUGGCUCGUGCAAUAUACCAGCUUAGUUAGCUAGUUUACAUCUAUUCAUCGGCUAUUCUGUGAUAAUAUUUUCUUAAUUGAGCCAGACAGGAUGAGUGGGAUACCAGGCACCGCCGUGAUUCAGAUAACUAAUCUGUCGUCAGCUGUGAGCAGCGAACAAAUGAGGACUCUUUUUGGUUUUCUUGGGGACAUCGAAGAGUUGCGGCUAUACCCCCCCGACAAUGCACCCCUGUCCUUUUCCUCCAAAGUGUGUUACAUAAAGUAUCGAGAGCCUUCCAGUGUUGGGGUGGCACAGCAUUUAACCAACACUGUGUUUAUUGACAGAGCUCUGAUAGUUGUGCCUUGUGCCGAGGGGAAGAUCCCAGAGGAGGCCAAGGCGCUGUCUCUCCUGGCGCCCAGCACUCCGCAGGUGGUGCCCAGCCUGCUGCCCGGAGGAGCCGGCCUCCUGCCCAUCCCCACGCCCACCCUGAAUCGCCAGGUGUCCCUCCCUGUGCCGACGCUCCCUGUGCCGACGCUCCCUGUGCCGACGCUCCCUGUGCCGACCCUCCCUGCUGCCCUCCCCCCUGCGCUGGAACCGGCCCUCAGUGCCCUGACCAGCGUGAGCGUGGCAGUGCCCCAGACCGCGGCGGCACAGCUACAACCCCCCCUCAUGGGCAACGUUGACCCCUCCAAAAUCGAUGAGAUCCGCAGGACCGUCUACGUGGGCAACCUCAACUCCCAGACCACCACUGCCGAGCAGCUCCUUGAGUACUUUAAGCAGGUGGGGGAGGUGAAGUUUGUCCGAAUGGCAGGAGACGAGACGCAGCCCACACGCUUCGCCUUCGUGGAGUUUGCAGACCAGGACUCGGUAGCCAGAGCCCUGACCUUCAACGGAGUCAUGUUUGGAGACCGACCACUAAAGAUCAACCAUUCCAACAACGCCAUCGUGAAGCCGCCAGAGAUGACCCCGCAGGCGGCCGCUAAGGAGCUGGAGGAUGUCAUGAAGCGCGUACGAGAGGCCCAGUCCACCAUCGCAGCCGCCAUCGACCCAGCAGAUAGUAAAACGCGCUCCGUCAGCUCCUCACGGCGUUCCCGGAGAUCCAGAUCCCGAUCCCGCUCACGUUCCCGCUCCAGGUCCCGCUCCCGCUCGCCAUCUCAUUCCAGAAGGAAGCGCUCACGAUCAAGGCACAGAAGUAGGACAUCUCAGAAGUCACGUCAUGGUGACUCGCGCAGUUCCCGCGGCUCCCACAAAAGGCGCUCUCGCUCCCGAGACAAGAGGCUCAGCCGCAGCCGCUCCAGGGACCGUCGGAAGGAGAAGGAUGGUAGGGGUCGGAACAAGGAUGUCGGCUGGCAGAGGGAGGAACGUCGGAAGGAGAAGAGGGCGCGAACGCCCCCGAAGAGCUACGGGGUCUCCCGACGCUCUCGCAGCACAAGCAGAGUGCACAGGAAGCGAAGUCGAACUCGCUCCAGGUCACCAAGAAGGAAAGCCAAGUCCCCCACGCCACUAAAGAGAGGAAAGAAGGACAAGAAGCGCGAGAGGACUCGAGACGUGAGCCGUGAGCGCAGGGCACGCUCCCCAGCCCAUAGGACAAGCGGUCGAGACAAAGACCGACAUGAAGGAAAAGCCAAACCUGCACCGGUGGAACGCAACUACGACGACCAGGAGCCGGAGUACGACAGCGAUGAUGUGUCUGGGUCGGGCAGCGAGGAUGCGUCCCCGUCACCGGGGGCAACGCAGCACAACGGCAGCUACAGCAGCAGGAACGGGGACGACGACGAUCAGAUGGCCAUGGCAGAGGCCACCGCAUGAUACACACACACACACACACAUACACUUCAGAUCAGCUGGCCAUGGUUAGAGGCCACCAUGUGAAAUACACACACGAAAUGCAUAUUUUAACUGCUACUCCAGGUGAAGGAGUACACACUAACAAAUACAGAUAUGCAUAUUACACAAACACACGCACUCAUUACACACACAAAGAUAUUUCACCGCUACUCCUUGUGAAGUGCUCCGUUCCUUUGCUUUAGCCCCCACCCCCCCAGUAAGAGUUAUCAGUGUGUCCCCCCUCCCUCCCCAGGCUUCUUGUUGCUGUGAGCCACCCCUACCCCACGUCAUAUGAUAUUCAUAUGGGGAAUACGGACCUGAAAAUGUACAGCAUUCUUUUUUUUGUUGAUGGGUAAAUCUUUACUGUAUGAAACUAUUGAAAAUGUUUACUUCAUAUGAAUUUUAAUUUUUGAAGAAUUGUGUGUGUGUGCGUCUGGGAGUGUGGUUGUCGGAGAAUCAGUGAAUUCCACCUGUUUUGUUUGGCUUUAACCCAAUUUCAUUCUUUUUUUUUUUUUUUUUUUUACUAUUGCUUUCUUUUAAAUUGAAACUGUAACUUGGUCUCUCACUUAAGACUGAUAUUUGGUCUGUGUUGAUGAUAGUUUUUUUUCCUUCAGUGUUGUGGUGGUGUUUAGUGAUCCCAAACCUUUGUCAAUGUCAAUUUCAUGCCAGAUACCAGACUUGUGAACAUGAAGAGGCUUAUUCCAUGUUGAGGAAAAAAAAUGAAAACGAGAAACAAGAAAUAUUUAUACAGUAUAUAUAUUUGUUGAUAAGACUGCAUUGAUAUAUGGAUGGAAAAAGUGCCUAGACCAAGAUUGUAUUAAAUGAUAUACUGAAAAAAGUCUAUGAAGAUUAACUUUAGUUUUAAGAGUCCAUCUAUUCUGACAACAACCGUAGAGGGGCACUUUUUUCGGCCCAUCUUUUAAACUGAGGCGUUUUUUUGUUUUUGUGUAUUUGUUUUUUUUCCCCUCAGAUUUUUACUGCGGGGGUUGCUCUUGCCCCUCGUCACCUAAAGUUUU